AUGCAUCUAGCAAAAUUGCAUAGAAUAGUACAUUUGGAUAUGAAGGGUGCUCCUCUAAAUAUAAGCUAUUUAGCAACAGUGUUCAAUUGUAUCAAGACAUGGGGUGCUACAGGAGUGCUUUUAGAAUGGGAAGAUACAUUUCCUUAUACAUCAAAUUUAAUAGAAAUAGGAAGUCAAUGUGGCAUUAAUGGAAGUGGAGGUGAUGACUUAUAUAGCACUGAAGAUGUUCAAACUAUAUUAAAACUGGCUAAAGAUAACUGUCUUGAAGUAAUUCAAUUGAUCCAAACAAUUGGCCAUAUGGAGUUUGUUUUGAAGCAUCCAUCAUUUCAAAAACUUCGCGAAGCACCUCUUUCACCCGCAGUCCUUUGUCCCUCCAAACCGGAGUCUCUGCAACUAGUAACAUCAAUGCUGCUGCAAGCGUUGAAUAUGCAGCCUGAUGCGUCUUUCAUACAUAUAGGGGCCGAUGAGGUUUGGCACACUGCAGUGUGCGAAGAAUGUCAAAAAAGAGCAGCCAUGAGUGAGCAUAAAACUGCAUCAUUAUACCUUGACCAUAUUCAAAAUGUCCUCUUAUUUCUCAAGCAAAAGAAGCCAGAUUUAACCAUUCUUAUGUGGGAGGAUAUGCUGCGGACCAUGAAUGUCGACACAUUGCAGUCAUACAAACUUGGCGAUCUCGUACAACCAGUAGUUUGGCACUACAAUCCAAAAGAGUGCUUUCAGUUGAAUCCAAACAUGUGGAGUACUUACAAACAGAUAUUUUCUAACGUGUGGACCGGGUCAGCUUUCAAGGGUGCUAAUGGGAGUUGUCAGGUCCUAUCACCAGUUGCUCGAUAUGUGAGCAACCACGAGGGCUGGUUGCAUGAAAUCAAUAAAUAUUCUUCCGCUAUGAAUUUUGUGGGACUCAUACUAACUGGAUGGUCAAGGUACGACCACUACGCGACAUUGUGCGAGCUACUUCCCGUAUCGUUGCCGUCCUUAAAAAGCUGCUUGCAAACCUUACUGAAAGCAGAGACUUCCAAUGAAGCUGUUGUAAGCGAAGUUAUCCCAGAGGCGCAAUGGCCGGGUGUGGAGUUAGCGAGAUGCGUCCACUCUUUUGUCAUCCUCCGGGAACGGUGUCUGGCAUUCAUUCAUGGCGAUAUAGUAUUAACGUGGCUUAAUCCAUGGCAGAUGAAGAACGAAUUUACAAACCCCUUACAGGUUGAGAACAUAGCGGUUGCGGCGAAACACUUGCUAACGGAUUUACUAGCCUUACAGCAGCAGACAUCGGUACAUCUUUAUGCGAUAACUGGAAAAAGGAGCGCAGAGGAAUGGAUUGGAACUUUCCUAGCCCCGCUAGUCCAGCGAAUUGCGGGAAUACAAGAGACCGCUGAAACGCGGAUCAAAUCCAAUGCCAGUGUACGGCCUAAUUGUGUCAACGAUUGUGAUAUGGAGCUUGAGAAAUGA
This is a messenger RNA of Parnassius mnemosyne (clouded apollo), 1440 nucleotides long. NCBI's taxonomy places the organism in Eukaryota, Metazoa, Arthropoda, Insecta, Lepidoptera, Papilionidae. The record is from the annotation of a GenBank genome assembly.